This is a messenger RNA of Abrus precatorius (Indian licorice), 2016 nucleotides long. RefSeq names its product exocyst complex component EXO70B1-like. Gene Ontology annotation, molecular function: phosphatidylinositol-4,5-bisphosphate binding. The coding region runs from base 1 to 2016 and encodes 671 amino acids. The record is from RefSeq and is a predicted model, not a curated record. Gene Ontology annotation, biological process: exocytosis. Lineage: Eukaryota; Viridiplantae; Streptophyta; Magnoliopsida; Fabales; Fabaceae. The transcript has 2 exons. Gene Ontology annotation, cellular component: exocyst.
AUGUCCAUGCUCAUCCAAAUUCUGACAUGGUUGAUGCAGCCAAAGGUGUGGAGAUUUGUGUGUUUUACUUCAUCGGUUGUUGGGUUGCUCUGUUACGCACUGAGCUCUUUCAACCAUUUAUUCGGGAAAUGGACUUGCUGGAAGAUAUUUCUUUACACCGUUUUCAGUUUCAUCAUUUGCAUCUCAAUCUUGUUCGCCAAGUCAUGGCAACGCUCUGCUACUCUCCGGCUGAAAGCUCACAUGGCGUUUUUGGUUUUGAUCAUCACUUCUGUGUACUCUUUUUUCUUCGACAAAGUCCUACAAGGAAAACCAGAUGCAUGUAGCCUCAUUUCAUGCGCAGCAUUCGCUAUCAUGUCACUCACUUUGUCAAGACAGACUCACUGCGGAUUCGAGAUUGAUCUUCUAUAUUUUUUCAGCGGAGGGCUAAUCUUGCAACUCACGAAGAUUAAAUUAUGGUUUAUCAUUGUUGGCGCCAGUUUCAGUUAUUCCCUCAUAAUUCUUCGUUCUUUUUUGGAUACUACUCCUGAAAUUGGGCAUCAUCAACUCCGUAUCCAAGAUGAAGUAGUCAUUCAUGUAGAUGAUAGCGGUGGAGCCAUUCAUCGAGUGGAUUCAGCCCAAGCAAAUACUAGUAGUACUCAGAAAAGUAAUCUUAUCGUGCCACAUGAAGUCAAUAGGGAUCUAGGAUUCCAACAACCGUUUGCAUCACAUUCCCAAUUAAACAACAGUGAGGGUGAUAUUAUGAGGUCACAGCUAGUGGCUUGUUUAAAGGUGGUUAAGAAGCAGAAUCAAAAGGGUAUCCCCAUGAUUUCCAAGCGUGUCAAGGAGUACUUGAAAGCCAAUGUUGACGAGAACCAGAUUGGGAUUUCACCGCGUCCCAAUCUGAAAUUGAAGAGUCUGUUAACACUUGGGUUCCAAUUGCAAGAGCUCAACAUUGAGAAUUGGAUCAAAGCGUCAAAAGUAGCUUUUAGGAUACUCAUUCCCAUUGAAAAGAGACUCUGCCACUGCGUCUUCUUCCGUCUCUCUUCCGCUGCAGAUAUCUCUUUCACACAGGUUUCCAAGGAAUUCACUAUUCGUUUACUCAGUUUCGCAGAUACCUUUGCCACAUGCUGCAUGGUACCCAAAUUGUUCAACACAUUGAGUUGCCUCAUUCCAGACUUUGAAUCUUUGUUUUCUGGUCAAUACAGUGUGUCACUAAAAAAUGAAGCACUCAUGGUUUGGAAGAGACUGAGUGUAGCAAACAGGGCUAUUUUUGUGGAAUUGGAGAAUUUUAUUUGCCGUGAAAUGCUGCAAACCGUUGUUCUUGAAGGUGGUCUUCAUCCGGUUACCUAUGAAGUCAUGAAUUGCCUUAGGGAUGUUUGUGAAUCUAAGGAUAUUGCCUAUAAGCAGAGUUUUCAAGAACAAUCCACCGAUUUUGAUAAAGAGGAAAAGUCUUCUUUGGUUUGUUUUCAGUUGGCUUGGAUAAUAGAGCUCUUAGAGAGUAAUUUGGAAGCCAAGUCCAAAGAGUACAGGGAUCCUGCUUUGGGCUGCGUUUUCAUGAUGAACAAUCUUAGGUACAUAGGAGUCAAAGCAAAAGAGGGGAAAAUGAGAACCGUUUUGGACAAAGAUUGGUUACCAAAAAACAUGGCAAAAAUCCAAAAAAAUGUCGAUCUCUAUCAAAGAAGCUCAUGGAAUAGGGUGCUAGACAUUUUGAAAUUGGACGACAAUGAAUCGGGGGCACUUAAUGAGAUAGAAGAGUCAAUGAAAGAGAAGCUCAAAUUGUUCAACUUGCAUUUUGAAGAGAUAUGUAAUGUGCAGUCUACAUGGUGGGUCUUUGAUAAUCAGCUAAGGGAACAGACAAUACUAUCUCUGGAGAACAUCUUGUUGCCAGCAUAUGGAAACUUCAUUGGGAGAUUUCAAGAUUUUCUUGGUAAGCAUGCUUAUGACUAUAUUCAGUAUGGACUGUUGGACAUUCAAGAUCAACUCAACCAUUUGUUUCUUGUAAAUGAGACACUGAAUCCGUUGCUGAAAGAGAACUAA